This is a messenger RNA of Cinara cedri, 5315 nucleotides long. The record is from the annotation of a GenBank genome assembly. Lineage: Eukaryota; Metazoa; Arthropoda; Insecta; Hemiptera; Aphididae.
AUCCUAGUAUCCUACUAGUAAUUUUUUUAAUUUUUUGAAAGUACGCCUUGUUCUUACUUUAAUUAAAUAUUAGGUAUGUAAUUUUAUUAUAUCCAUUAGAUUUAUUUAUUUUACGGAAAUGGAGGAUUCUCCUUCAAUAGAAACUGUAUACGAAGCCAUUUACGCGCUGUACAAUCAAAACACCAACCCUGCCGAAAAACAGCGAGCCUCCAAUUGGCUAAAUGAAAUGCAAAAAUCUGUAUGUAAUUUGAACUGUACAGUUAACUGCAAAUUAAUAUUGUUCAUUGUAACAGGUAUAUGCGUGGAAGAUAGCUGAUGAAUUGUUAGCCCGAAAAAUAGAUCUGAACUCAUGUUAUUUAGCUGCGCAGACUAUGCGUUCAAAAUUACAAAACUCCUUUCAUGAACUACCUCAAGAUUCACACGCCUCAUUACGUGAUGCUUUACUUAAUCAUUUGUCAAAACUGGAUGAUACAACUGAUGGUGUGAUCGCUACACAAGUAUAAUGCACCUACUUUUAUUUAUAUACAUAUAUAUUUUUCACCCUAUUAUAAUUAACUAAUAUUUAUUUAUUCAUUUUUGCAUUUAAAGUUAUGUGUAGCAUUGGCACAUUUGGCCCUUCAAAUGGGUUCAUGGAAGAACGCUGCUGUUGAUAUUGCUUCACGAUACAACACAUUGAAAACUUGUUUUAUAUUAGAACUGUUAACUGUACUACCUGAAGAAGUCAAUUCUCGAACGUUGCGCUUGGGUGCUAAUCGUCGAUCAGAAAUUUAUACAGAAUUCAGUGAGAAUUUGCCAGCUGUUAAUCAACUUUUAGAACUAUGCUUAACAUCAGAACCGAAUGAUGAACGUGUUAAAAUAAGAUCUUAUAAAUGUUUUGCGUCAUGGUUAAACAUAAGAACAGUGUCUUUAUCACAAGUGUGGCAUAGUAAUGUGCUUUCAAAUGCAUUUAACGUUUUAUGUAGUUUUGAUGUAAUAAUAUAAUAUAAUAGAUUCAAUUUUUAACUUUUUAAACUUGAAAGUUUCCAUCAUUAUUUUAGGGAUCUAAUAUGGUUCAAGAAGCAGCUGCUGAUGCGGUGAUUGCGUUCCUACAGACUUUAGAAGAUAAUAAUAAUCAAGAUGAAAUACAGCUUGAAAUUUUAAAUUCUGUCAAUACAUUAGAACAGGCCUACAUGAUGUCUGUUACCAAUGAAGAUUUAGAUAGGUUAGACAAAAUUAUUGAAAAUUGUAAUUUUAUUUAUAACAAAACAAUUUGUAUUACAGAACUGUCAACUACUGUAGAAUAUUCACAGAAUUAGCUGAAUCUUUAGUAUUGACUAUGAUAAAUAAAAGUCUAGGAGCCAAUGGUCUUCCACAUUUCUCAAUCAAAGCAUUAGAAUCGGUCAUUUUAUGUGCAAACCAUCAUGAUUAUGAGGUAAAUAAAAAGUCUUAAAAUAAUUGAAAAAUAUAUCUGUGUACUGAAUUAUGUGUUAUUAACAGUACAUUUUCUACAAGUAUAUAUUCAAAAUGGACUGGAACGCACUGAAAUAGCGCUCCAGUUCAUAAUAUUAACUUUUGAACCCGUUCUGGUUGAUUAAAAUUAGAAUUUUAAAGUUCCGGUUUAUACAAAUUUGAAGUUAGUAAGUUAAUAUUUUAUUGAAGACAUUAAGACAAUUGCUACUUGGUAAAAUGUUUCCGUUAGUGUCACAAACAAAAUGAUUAUACUAAAACUGGUUUACAGCAGAAAAAAAUAGAAGUUUUCUAUAUUAUGGCAUAUUAAUUUUGUAAGUGUUCCAGUUCAUACAAUUUUCCAUUUUGAUCACUGCUACAAGUAAUAUUGUUUAUCUCAUACGGCUUUCAGGAAAAAAAUGUCAAAAUAUUGAAAAACUGUGUCCCAUACUUAAAUGUAUUUAUAUUAUUAUCAUUUACUAUACUCAAUAUCUAUUUCUAUUAUUUUUUUUUUAUUCUUAAUGUAAAUGUGUUUAAUUUGAAUUAUAUUGUUUUAUUUUUCAGGUUUUACUAAUAACAUUCAAUCUUUGGUUUAGAUUAUCUGAAGAAUUGUAUAAAAUAAAUAAUCCUACCUUAACUGAAAUGUUUAAACCUUAUUUUGAACAAUUAAUUGGUGCAUUAUAUAAACAUUGUAUGAUUGAUACAGAUCAUGUAAGUUUCAUUGAAUCAAAUAAAAAUUGUUACAUUAUCAAAUCAUGAUUUUUCAGGAAGGUCUAUUAGAUGAAGGCGUUGAAGAUUUUGCAGAAUUCAGAAUAAAAUGUUCAGAUUUGAUUAAAGAUGUAGUGUUUAUAGUCAGUUCAUCUGCUGUUUUUCAACAAAUGUAUAUUGUUUUACAAUCAGCUUCAGUAUCUAAUGCAACUUGGGAUCAAAUGGAAGCUGCUUUAUUUAUAAUGCAAGCUAUUGCCAGGAAUAUAUUACCGUAAGUAAUUUUAAAAUUUGUUCUUAUCGCACACCUUAAAAAACAUUAAAUUGACAUAGACAUGAAAAUGAAGUGGUUCCAAAAGUAGUAGAAGCUAUACUCAAUAUGCCUGAAACUGUUCACAUAAACAUGAGAUACACUUCAGUAAUGCUAUUAGGAGAGUUGUGCGAGUGGAUAUCACAUGAACAACAUUCAGAGACUCUAGGUAAUAAAUAAUAUAUAUUAUGACAUUCAUUUCUUAUAGAUGUUAAAAUUAAUCUUUUAUGCACAUUUAUUUUAUAUUAAUUAUUUUAAUCUAUGAAAGUAUACAAAUUAAAAUGUUUAAACUAAUAUUUAAAAAAACAUAUUUUAUUAUUUUAAUGGUGUGUUUGUAUUUUCAGAACCUAUAUUAAAUUAUCUGCAAUAUUGUUUGCGCCAACAAAAUCUCGCUGCAAUCACUGCAAAAUCUUUACAUAGUAUUUGCACUACUUGUCGACAUCAUAUGGUCAAACAUCUUAGUGGACUUAUUGAAAUUCUAAAAGUUGUUGACAUGUUAAAUUUGCCAAAUGAUGUUGCAAUUGGAUUAUUAAAAGGUAUAUAUACAUUAAUAAAAUCAUUAAUUAAUUAGUAUUGAUUUAAUAUUUUACUUGUUAAAGGUGUUGCUGUUAUUGUUGCUGAAGUACCCGAAGAACACGUGUACAAAGCAAUAAAAGAAAUUUGUUGGAGACAGUUAAAUCCUCUAUUGGCUCUUGCUGAAGUAAAUAUUUCUUUAAAUAAAAAUAAGCCAAUUAAUGUAACAAGUUACUAAAUUUAUUGUUUUAUGUAUUUAGUCUACUUCAGAAAAAGUAGUUCCUGAAACUAAUACUCCUACAGACCCAAUUUAUUGGUUGGAUCGAUUGUCAGCGAUAUUGAGGCAUUUAGUAACAAAAACACAUUCUGAAAAAGAUCCGUGUGUUGUUGCUAUUGUGGAAGUAUAUAUAUUUUUGAAUUAAAAUUUACUUUGUAAUAACAGUUUAUGAAAUUUUAUUAGAUGUGGCCAUCUAUGUCAAAAAUAUGCACUAGAUAUAAAACAGAUUCCCGUAUCACUGAACAUUUUUGUCGAUGUCUUCGUUUUAUGAUUAGAUUGGUUAGUCGGUCAACAACUGCACUUUUAGCACCAAUUGCUCAGCAAGUAUGUAUCAUGUGUGUAUUAUCUAAUUAUUAAAUGCUUACAAAUUAAAUUCAAAUAUUCUGUGUAGAUGGCUUAUUUAUAUAAAGAACAUCAUCACAGUUGUUAUCUUUAUAUUGGUUCAAUUAUGGUUGAUGAGUACGGUUCUAAAUUCGAUAAUCCACUUGUUAUGACACAGUGUCAUUCAAUCCUAUUAGAAAUGAUUGAUGCAUUUAUUGAACCAGCAUUCCGAUUAUUUAGUGAAAAAGAUGGACUUAGGAAUUAUCCCGAUACUGUUGAUGAUUUCUUUCGGUUAGCUUGCAGGUGAGGAAAAAAUCAACACCUAAUUGUAUAUAUAAAUAUGUUUUUAAAAAUAAAUAUUGUUGUUAAUAUUGUAGAUUUAUUCAAAAACUCCCAAUGCCUUUCCUUCAGUCUCCAGUACUUGAAGUGAUUAUUAGGUGCAGUAUAACUGCAGUUUCAUUAGAUCACAAAGAAGCAAAUGCAUCUGUUAUGAAAUUCCUAUUAGACUUGUUAUUAUGCGGAAAAUCAAAAAAAGUAACUAUCUUUUUAUUAAUUAAGUAUUUACCAUAUUACUGCAUAUUAAAUACAAAUUUUAUUCAUACAGGACAGUACAAAUUAUGAAGAACGUAAACAAUAUGUUACCUCAAUUGUAAGUUCAAUUGGUGAACAAUUAAUUGAUAAUUUAAUUCAAGCAAGUGUAUUCUCACUUCAAACAUACAUGUUGCCUGAUGUGAUCGAUGUAAUUAUUGAACUCAUGACAUAUGAUAAAGACGUAAGAAUUUAGUUUAAUGAGAAGAUUUUAAUAAAAAAAUAUUGUUUUUUUAAUGUUCAAUGACAUUUGUAGCAAACGUUAAGAUGGUUAAAUGGAGCUGUAGAAAAAUUACCUAAACAAAACUCAGCUGGCUUGGUUACAGCGACCAAUGAGCAGUGUUUGCAAUUUUUAAAGUCAUUUCAUAGGUAAAUAGCCAAGAACAUUAAAUUAUACAGUAUAAGUAAACUAAGGUCUAAUUUUAUUAGUUUUGUCUAUCCCGAAAUAAAAUAACUGAAAAAAUGAAUUCUGUUUCAGUUACGAAAACGAAGGCGAGCUGUGUCGUUCUCUAAGGGAAUUUUCACGAUAUUUCCGGUAGUGUUGACUAUAUAUAUAAUACAUUUCAUUCAUAUAUUUGUUUGUUUUAAUGUUACUCAGUUUUUGACAUGCUGUUUAAAGUAUUUUAUUUGUAAUAUGUAAUGUUUCAUCCAAUAUGAUUGUGCUUAUAGUUAUGAAAAAGUUAAAAGAUGGUCAAUGUUAACACUUCUAAUUAUUGCAGUAUAGUAAAUAUACUAACUAUUGUAUAUAAAUAAACAAGAACCCGUGGAACAUUAUUUGCGUGUAUCUAUUGUGUGAAUUUUGAUUAUUUGGUAAAGAACUCAUUAUGUUAUGUAUGAGAAACCUCUAUUUUAUUGAUUUUUUGUUAUUUAUUUAUUAAACUACAUAAAUAACUAAAAUAAUUUUUUUCACUAAUCAUUGAGCAUAUAGACCAAAAGUAUAAUUUUAAAUAUCUAACAAAAUAAUAGAAUGAAAACAAAUUUUUUUUUUCUUUUGAUCCUACUUAAAUAUGUGUUAUCUUCAAUAAAAUAAAACUAGUUAUGUCAAUGAUACUCGCAAUCUGCACACAAUCGGGGUGAAUACACUACAUACCAUAAUUUAUUAUUUAAUUGUUAAUAUUAAAUUUAUCAAUUGAUCUAUAAAAAAAAAAUAAAAGAUACAGUUUAAUUAAAACAAAA